AUGUUGCUUGCAAAGUAUUUCAAUGACUGGUCUGGUUUCGUUUGUGCAGCAUUGGGACCUUCCAUCAAUCCAGCAGCUGCAGAUGGUGAAGAUCCCCAUCCAGGAAAAGGCUACCAGUGUCAGUUCUGUGACUAUACGACGUUAAAGUUGUCACAUCUGGAGACACACAUCAGGGUUCACACAGGCGAGCGGCCCUAUAAGUGCAACCAGUGCCCUAUGAGCUUCUCUGUAAAGUGUUCAUUAACAAAACACCUGCUCAUUCAUGCAGGCGUGAAGUCCUAUAAAUGCCACAUGUGUCCUCGGAGCUUCGCGGCAAGGCAAACAUUAACGGAACACCUUCGCACUCACACGGGUGAGCGGCCAUUUAAGUGCAACAUAUGCCCGCGGAGCUUCACGGUAAAGUGCUCACUAACCGAACAUUUGCGAAUUCAUACGGGCGAGCGUCCGUACGAAUGCAGUGAAUGCCACCGAAGCUUCUCUGCAAGGCGUUCAUUAACAGAACACAUGCGCACCCACACGGGCGAGCGGCCGUUCAAGUGCGACCAUUGUUCCCAGAGCUUCUCAGCAAAACAAAAUUUAACGGAACACGUGCGGAUUCAUACGGGUGAGCGGCCAUAUAAAUGUGACACAUGCCCCCAGAGCUUCUCUAAACGGUCCACUUUGAAGGAUCAUCUGCGCACCCACACGGGCGAGCGACCAUAUAAAUGCCCUCAAUGCACAGAGAAAUUUGUGCAUAAGUCCAGCCUCAGAAGACACAUGCAUCAGCAUGAACGUGAGCAUGCAAGUGCACCUUCAUUAGGACACCCAAGUGGAACAUGUGGAGAAGGACAAGUGAGGACAGAGAAUUGGGAAUAUAAAGGGCAAAGUAUGACUGGACAAAAGCAAUGAGCAUUGCCAUGCAGGGGAGGGAGUAGUCGAUCACACACACGACAUUAGAGUGAGUGUGUCAGUGCGAUGUUUAGUCACAUCGCUCACGCCAUGGUAUCGCCAUGGUAAGGAAAGGACAAUGGUUAACCUGAGGAGAUCUUCAGAUGGCUUCCCUGUGGUUGGGAACAGAAAUGAGGGUGCACCAAGGCAAAGGACUUGCAAAAACGAAUGAACUGAAUGGUCUAUAUGGCUUGGUCAAUGCGGAUAUUUUGAGCGCCAUGUACGGUCAGCGACAUUUCACCGGAACUCUUAUCUCAGUGACAACUAGUGCUCUAGCAUGUACACAUCAUAAGAAUUGUGUAGUUAGUUCUUUGCGAAUCUUCACAUUCUGCACUGACAAAUGCAAGUAUCGAGACUGUCAUGGUCUUUAUCUUGUGGCUACUGCCUUGAUUAUACUUCUCUUUAUUGGUCAUUAUGGACCUAGAAGCAGUUCACUGUUUGUCUUUGGUUAUAAUUAGCAUACUACAAAUUUCAUUUUGUGGUUUCAUAAUUAACGAAUACACUCUUUAAGAGCACAUUGAAACACUGUGAAUAACUUCAUGUGUAGUUGUGUUCUGUCUGUCUCUUCAAACAAAAGUUGGCGAGGUAAUAAAAAAUUUAGCCAAUUAUGGGAUAAAAAUGCUGGAAUAUUACAUUGCUUCCCCUGCAUUGGUGUAACUGGUGCACUCUGUACGACUGUUGGCAAAUUAUGGAAGGUAGUCUUUUUACUUCAAGCUCAUUUUUGUUGUCUCUAUGCUCUAUAUAUGUAAAUUAUUUUUGAAGACCUUUUUAAAUGCAAGGCAUUUCUUCGCCAAUUAAAGGCACAUUUAGAAUUUUUGUCUACGUAUUAAUCUUUCUAUCUAGCCGCUUACAUCUGGGUACCAUCGCGGUCGCCUCAUGAACUAGGUAUACAGCCUAAAUUGAUAUGGGAGGGUAAGAGGGUUUGCUGAGUAUAAGUAUCUAGCCAUGACGUGAAUAAAUUGAGAAUCCAGUCACAUACGUCAUUGAUUCCUUCUCUGCAGACACAUGUGGCACAUAUCCGCAUACCACAGACCACGGUAUGUGCCCCAGAUGAUUGGCAGUUCAUACCUACCCAGGAAUAGCAAGGAUGGACAUUAGUAAUUUACACGUGAGAGCCAUUAAGAAAACCAACAUCGGCAGCUUUGACACGAAAAACGCUAAGAAUAAAGAAUUAUGAUUCCAGAAGAAAUUGAACCUAAGCAUUCUGCAUUCAAAUCAGGUGUUCUACCACAGAGCUAUGCGAGUUCUUGAAACUGCUUUGGAAAAGGACCCUUUGCAGGUGUAAUGUCAGUGCAGCAUCAGUUGUAGCUGCAUUGCAGGCUAUCUAGUUCUAUAACGAACCAGUAAACAUUACAUUUAUGCUCCUAUGAUACAGGCAGUAUAUCACAAUAGUGUUAGUUGUAGUUUCAGUAAUGGCUGUAUUUUAACACCAGUAAAUAAUAAACAUUACGUUUGUAUUUCUAUGAUUCAGCAAGCUAUAUUCAAGCAUUCCUUGACCCCUCAUGAAUACACAAAUAAAACUUGAAAUGAUAAUCACAUCAUUUCACUGCAAAGUGCACUUCAUUUCCAUAAUACUAAAACGUCAUUGCUCUAACGUGAGUACUGACAUUAAGUCAGAGUAUAUGUUACCCGUGAAAAUGCCAGUGCAUUUGACAUUCCUGGCAGGCCCAUGAUGUGCGCACAACUACCAAAAAUUACGUGUCGAACUGCCUCGAUGCACUUGGCUGAAAUAAAAAAAAUGCAGCAUAGACAAUUACUCGCAGGCCACUUCACUUGAAAGCGAUUCUCACUGGGUGCCAGAUCUGCUAAAUUUUCAGUUAUUCUUUUGCAUACUAUGACCUAUACAAUAGUUGUGCUGAUAAUAAAUCGUGUGACGAAACACUGAGAUCAAAAGCACACUGUUUUUUCACUGUUUAUUGUCAGUACAAAUAAACAACAAACCUGGUUGGCUACCUUGCUAAUUAGGCAUAUAACUGUUUGUGGCUUGAUGAACCCCUUGAGGUUGUUUCAUUACAGUGAAUAAAUUGGUGCUUUUGGCAAAUGCUGUUUGUUGUUGGUAUUACGAUGCUUGUACUAAAGAUAUAUGACAUCAUUCACAUUUGAUUAUACUCUUAACAGUUUCAAGAGAAAUCCAACUAUGGUUCUGAUGUGCUCAUUUCUUGCGGCUACUGAGUGUGACUACAUUGACGAAUUUUCAUUGUUAUUAAUCAUUAUUAUAGAAAUGCUGUGUUUAAUCUUGCAUUUUGACUCUUGCAUUUGUCCCUAGCUCUGACUUUGGCAGUUUUGCGAUCACUCUCUAAAUUUCUUCUUUGUUUUUUAUAUACACAAGGUUAUAAGUACAUUACAUAACAGUGAAAUUUCAUUUGAAGAAGAUGUUCUCAACAAUCGUAGGUUUAGAAAUUCUCCGAUUCUUGCUGUGCACUGUACAUUAGUUUUACUGUGUCCUGUAGAUCAGUUUUAUAACAACGCUGCACUAAAGCAUUGUUAACAUUGCCAUCUAAGUGGUUGUUUGUGUAGCGCAUAUGACGAUGCUAAAAGGCAGCUCCCGCACGUUGGAUUUGAGCACUUGCUUGGCUGUUAGACGUGGCUUUUUAUUGCGUUUUUUUUUCUUCUGAGUGGCUUAAUUUUCACCAAUUGUUUAAUCACUGAAAGGCUGCACUACUAGUGCCAGUUUCACUUGAUAGAAUAAUCAGAUGUUCACCUUGAAGCAAUAGUUCAGUAGUUCUACCUUAGUUCUCUUGCAAUUACACUCAGACCUCAUUAUAACAAAGUUGCAUGUUGUGCGAAAGUUAUAUUGUUAUAUCCAAAAAGUCAUUGUAAAGCUUUAUCUCUAACACUGUAUAUAUUGCAAGGUUAUUUUUUAUUUACUUCGUUAUAAUCAGUAUUUCGUUAUAUCUGAAAAGUCAUUAUAAAGGUGUGUUAACACUAUAUCUAUCUGAAGACUAAUCUGCACCUACUUUGUUAUGACAGAUAUUUUGUUAUAUCUGGGUUUAUUAUAUUGAGAUUACAGUGUACAAAUUAAGAAUAAUUAAAUGACCAGCACAGAUUGGUACAUGAUCAACACUUCCAUUUGAUAACACUUGACACUAUGUAGCCUCUAAAAUGUGCUAUGUGCAUUGCUACUGUAGCAAAUACAGUAAACUAUAACUAAUGACAAAUGAAAUACAGUUAUUUCCAAACCAAGACUAGUGUACAAUUAGUGAGCUAGUGUACAACUAGUUUGCCCCAAUUUCAGAUGUCUAAUACAAAUGUGCAACUACAAAAGAUAUGUCAUGCCCUCUUUCUGUUUUACACAAAUGGUUAUAGGUUGGUGUGGUCUACUGCAACAAAAACUUAGUGAAACAUCAAAUGCUACAGAGAAAGAUCGUUAGACAUGUAGCCAAACUAGAUUACUGCACAUCGACUUGACUUGUGUGCCGGGAUUAUAAUAUUAAGUAUGAAAAUGUGCAUGUUUUAAUUCUGCAAUCUUAUAUUUGUUCUCACUAUUUCAAGUGAUUUAUUCAAAUUACUGCACAUCUAACGCCGAGAGAUGUUAGUGUGUGCACAGUGAUCACCAACAUAAAGCACAUUUGCAGGUUUUGCAAUAAUUUCAAAUUUGCAUCGCUACAAGUUGCCAAUAUUCCGAAUAGAUGCAGUCACAUGGCAAGCUUCUUGUUUCAAGAAAUCGAAUUAUUUUUGAUAAGUUUGCAAUGACUUUCUCAACAUCAAGAAACAUACUUGCUGCAAGGUUUUCAUUGAUGGCUUUGUUAUACAUUGUAUAAUUCAAAACAUUUAUCAAGAACUCAGUUUUGAUAUUAAUAUUUUCUGUUCUUACUGUGUUUUUGUUUGAUAAUAACUACUGAUAAUGAUCGACAUUUUUUCUGUGCAGUUUUCUUUAUUUUUAUGUUCAAAUAUAGCUAUUGUGAUUGUACAUGUUUUUAUUUGUUGUCUUUUUCUGGUGUUCAUGUACCUUGGACAUGUUUAUUUUUAAGGUAUAAAAGUGUAUAUUAUGUUUAUAUAAGUAAACUUAAAAAUAUAAAAGUAAUAUGUCAUAUGUGAUGUUUAUAUAAGUAAACUUUUAAAAAUGUAAAAUUAUUAUGUCAUAUAAGAUGUCAUGUCACAAUAUCUCAGUUACUAAUAGACCUUAUGCAAAAUUGCUGCCAUUUGUCGUCCGUCGUGUACAUAGCCGCCAUGUUAGAGGCUGAGCGUGAUGAAGUCUGUUAGGUCUGCAUGCGUUUGCAUGUGCCUGAGGCCUACCGACGUGAGGCGUGUAUUGGCUGAUAAUCGCCAAUACUGCGUCCCAGUAUUGCUGCGUCCCUUGUUGCUCACAGACAGGAAUUAGAAAUGCUGAAGGAAAAAACGUGAGCCGUAAACGUUUCCCCUUGUUAGUUUUUUAAAGUGGCGGCAUUUUGAGAAUGUGCUCGGCUCUUGGCUACUGCUCCUGAAGAUGUCUUUGUGUUCGCCUUUCCAAGAAAAUAAAAUGUGCAGAAGCAUUUUCACUUGUGUUCCCACAAAUGGCUGCACGUUGAAGCAAGGCAGCUGUUUACCAAAUGAAGCGACUCAGACGCUUCAUGCAGAAGCCAUCUUCAUGCAACAAGCUUUAUCCCAGCUAAUUGCACGUGCCUGCAUUUUGUUGAAUGUGCCGAGCACAUUGAAUGCUUGAGAAAUGUGCACAGUCACCCGCAAGUCAUCCCAAUAAAUGGCAGCUUGUCACACUCCAGAAGCAAAAACAAAACAUGAAACAAAGAUGCUUUAGCAUCGUCUUAUCUCUUCUCAGAAUGCACCAAUGACGCACACUUGUUUUUAAUUCAACGUCUGCCAUUACUGAAACGUAACAAACGAAACAACACGUUCAACGAAAUCUAGGCAUGUGCAAUUAGCUGUGAUAAAACGUGUAGCAUGAACGUGGCUUCUGCAUGAAGCGAAAAAGUCGCCUUCACUUGGUAAACGGCUGGUAGCAAAAACAUUAAAAAAAUCGCCUUGCUUCAGCUUAGUAAAAUUGCUAUUGCUUGUGUUACUUUCUUAGAAAUGAGAACGCAAAUAUGUGUUACGAGACUAGUAGCCGGAGUUCAUAUGCUGGAAACAUCAUGAGCUUGAAGGAAUAACGGGUGCCAAAGUUUACAGCUAGCCUUUUUCCUUCAGCAUUUCGAUUUCCUCUCUGUACAGCAAGGGACACAGCAAUAUGUUGGCAUUCGUACUAUCAGCCAAAACAUUCUUCACACCGAUACGUCCUACGUUUAUGCAUACGUAAACACAUGCGGACUGUACGCGCAGAGCCUCUAACAUGGCGGCUAUGCACACAAUGGCCAGCAGAUGGCAGCAAUUUUGCAUAAAGGUAGAAUGUGUUAUUGAGCCAGUUGAUUCAUGCUGAAAAAAAGGUUAAGGAUGCAACCCACAGUAGACGGUAAAAAAAAAGGGGGGGGGGGGAAACGGAAUGUUCUGUCCUGUCCUCUUAUAUUUUUUUGGCUGCGUGGAUUGCGUCCUUGACCUAUAUACCUACACUAUGUAUUGUAUCUCAUGUACAUAUCUUAGUCCAAUGCUUCUGCCUUGAUUGUCAAGGAAUCAUGGUCUAGUCUAGCACUCUAUAACAGCGUUUAGUAAAGGAACCUCUCGAAAAUCUGUAUUUCUUGUGGAAAAUAAAAAUAUUUGAUUUGAU
This is a messenger RNA of Rhipicephalus microplus (southern cattle tick), 6562 nucleotides long. RefSeq lists its product as uncharacterized. The record is from RefSeq and is a predicted model, not a curated record. Lineage: Eukaryota; Metazoa; Arthropoda; Arachnida; Ixodida; Ixodidae.